CAGAGCCGGAACCGGAGUCGGAGCUAGAGCCGGAACCAAAAUCGGCCGAGCCGACACAGAGUCCUGCGAGACCAGAGCCAGUGCCGGAGCCAACGUCGGCCAGACCGACAUGGAGUGAAGCCGACGGACAGCUGGACAGGUCCCUGGAGGUCCUGGACAGGUCCCUGGAGACGGAGGCCGAGACAUCACAUGCUGAGGGCCGGAAGUCACAGCACGGUGACCAGCUGCGGAGCGCGGGCGCUUCUGUGGAGCUGGAGCCGCUCGCCAAGGAGGAGACGCCCGGAAGAAAAGGUGCAGUGGCAGAACCCGAGCGUGCGAGCACGGGGACGUCUCCGGUGGAGCUCAACCUGGACGAGGUGUACCAGAGGGGCGUCAAGGCUCAGCUCACGCAGAGCCUCGUGCUCGCCCGGUCCGUGGAGAACACCAUGCACGAGGUGUUCCUGCGGCCCCGUGAGGUGGAGUACCGGCUCGGGCAGCACAGGGUCACCACCUUCAUCGCCGAUCUGACGGUCAGCGGAAUGGACGUCCUGAAAGUUAUAGAAUCAAGCAUGGACAUGGAGGACAUGGUGAUGAACGUUACAAUAGAUUUUCCCGAGAUCAGGCUGUCGGGCAACUUCAACGCCUCCGGCUCCAUAUCCGGACUUCAGAAGGAGAGGCUGGUGUACCUCAGGACGUCGUUCCCCAGCUACGGCUUCGGCGACAUCGAAGCCGUGAUCGCCAAUACCACAGCGGUUGCCCGAGCUGAGCUGGGGCACUCCGUCAAUGACCGGAAGCUUGCUGUCGAGCUGCUGAUCUGCGACGUGGCCUUCGGUGACCCAGAGGUCAGGCUGUCCAGCGUCAAAAUACCGCGGGCAUUGGAGAAACUCGACUUCGUUCGACUAUUCGGAGAGGCCGUGCGCAAGAUGAUACUGCACCAGAUGACUGCUGAAAUCGAGCCGUCCGUAGAGGCCUCUCUGCACGAGGCAAUCACGAAAGAGCUGGACCGAGUCACGCUGGACAGGGAAGCUAUCGAGGACCACUGGCGCCAGGCGAACAGCGACAGAAUCUAGCCCGAGUCAGCUGACCGCUUCACACCACGACUUCUCGCAACGAGACGGCCAUACCCUCGGACUUUGGCAAUGAACAGACCGAGCUGGAUAUUGGGCCUUGGUUUACGUGGAUCAAAUGGGCGGCCUUGUUGUCCUGAUUGUUGGCAAAUAGAGCCUAGCAGCGAAAUGUCAAAACA
Pollicipes pollicipes is the source of this 1225-nucleotide messenger RNA. RefSeq lists its product as uncharacterized. Lineage: Eukaryota; Metazoa; Arthropoda; Thecostraca; Pollicipedomorpha; Pollicipedidae. Bases 426 to 1049 code for a protein of 207 amino acids. The transcript is spliced from 6 exons. The record is from RefSeq and is a predicted model, not a curated record.